CCAGACACAAACCUCACGGGAGCCCACUGCUUCACAAGGAAGACGAAGAUGCUCAGGCCGCCGUUUGCAAAGCGCUUAUGGAAUCCCACAGCACGCAGUUUUCUGCUUCGUUUCAGUCAAUAUAGGGAACUUCAUAGCAGAAAUCGGAAAGCCAUGGAGUUGAUCGCCAAAGGAUGGAGUGCUUUGAAGGAAGUCGAUAGAGUUAUUGAUUACUGCGAGCUCAAUGAUCGCCGUCUCAUCCCGCUUCUUCGGACAGCGAAGGAAAACUUUGAAUUGGCUCUUGAAGUUGAUAAUUCAAAUACCCAUGCUAGAUAUUGGUUGUCAAAAUUGCAUUUGAAGUAUCACGUCCCAGGGGGAUGUAAAGCUGUGGGAGCUGCAUUGUUGGUUGAAGCAGCAGAUAUGGGCGAUCCAGAUGCACAAUAUGAACUCGGUUGUCGUCUGAGAGUUGAGAAUAAAUAUGUACAAUCAGACCAACAAGCUUUCUAUUAUCUGGAGAAGGCUGUUGACCAGCUGCAUCCAGGUGCACUUUUUCUUUUAGGUGCAGUAUAUCUGACAGGAGACUGCGUGAAGCAAGAUAUUGCAUCGGCAUUAUGGUGCUUCCAUCGGGCCUCAGAGAAGGGUCAUGCUGGUGCAGCUAUAGCAUACGGAUCUCUUCUUCUCAAAGGCGUUGAAGUACCCGAAUCUCUAACGAAAUUCAGCUUAAAGAAUGGUUCUUCAACCAGAAAGGCUAGAAAUAACCCAGAUGGUCCUAUGAGUUCAGUUGAGAGGGCUAGAGAACAGUUCAAUGCAGCAGCAAUCUCAGGGUGUGAUCUUGGGCUCAAAUGGUUAAACAGACUCGAAAAGGAAGAAAGGAAUUUGUUGACCGAAUCUGGAUGACGCUAUUGACAUUAAUAUACACGUUAUAGGACCGAGUUACCUCGAACAAAUUGGUCUCCUUAAAGAAGAGUUUCUCUUCAUAUUAGUACAUUAAACUUGAUUAAAGAUAUGUAUGUUCUUUACUGGCUGAUUUAUAUUAUAACCCUCUGUAUCUCUUUUGUACAAGCAGGCAAAGUAAUUCCUUGAUUCAUCUGUAUCAUGAUAUAUAAUAAGCAUUGGGUAGAUUGCUUUGACA
Molecule: messenger RNA, 1111 nt
Organism: Cucurbita pepo subsp. pepo (vegetable marrow)
Lineage: Eukaryota; Viridiplantae; Streptophyta; Magnoliopsida; Cucurbitales; Cucurbitaceae
Product: binding protein
Molecular function (GO): protein binding
Source: RefSeq, a predicted model, not a curated record